AUGGUCCGAAUAUUAAAAUACGCCAAAGGUCACGUUGUGCUCUUUAUAAUAGUCACAUAUUUAGCUAUUCUGAAAUCAUAUAGAAAGGUACCAAUUAUAAGAAUCGAUCGUUUUCUGCCAGAUAUGAGAAAUAUUUUACUUUGGACGAAAAUACAUGGUUUAGAAGGCGAAGGUCAAAAAUAUUUUAUAGAUCAAAAGUGUGCAUUUAUCAACUGUUAUUUUACUACAAACAAAAGUCUAUUCGGUGAUUUGAGGUAUUUCGAUGUGAUUUUGUUCAAUUUACAAGAUGUUAGUGAAGGUGCGUAUAGCUUGCCUGAAUUACGAAGUGCGUCUCAGAAAUACAUUUUUGUGGCGAACGAUUCAUCUGAUAACUUUCCUGUGUGCAAUCCAGUCUUUGAUGUUUUUUUUAAUUGGACUUGGACUUAUAGAUUCGAUUCUACAAUAUCAUAUCGUUUCAUCACUAUUUACAACACAUACUAUGAAGAACUCGGCAGCCAUUUCCAAUGGAACUACAACAUGAAACCAAUAGAACCGUCAUUAAAAUCUCAAUUCGUAACUAAAAGUAAAGCAGCUGUGAUCUUUUUAGACAAAUGUAAGAGUAGAAGCAAGAGAGAAAAUUUGAUAAAAGAUCUUCAGAUUGAUUUAGCGAUGUAUAACCUUGACGUUGAUGUAUUUGGUUCGUGUGGUCCAAAACAGUGUAAGAGAAAAACAAUGAACCCUUGUUUCUGGAGGUUAAGAAAGACUUACUUCUUCUAUCUUGCAUUCGAAGACUCUUUUGAUUACGAUUAUAUAACCGAUAUUGUGUUGUAUGCUUAUAAUAACAACGCAGUACCGAUUGUUUAUGGUGGAGCUAGGUAUGAAAGCUAUCUUCCCCCAGGUUCUUAUAUAAACGCUCUAAACACGAGCACAAUGGCUUUAGCGACUUCUAUGCAUGAUAUUAUUAAGAAUAAAGAGAAAUAUUACGAUUUUUUCCGUUGGAAAAACCACUAUACCAUCAGCAAAUCGCCCGUAUUAAACGCGUGUGCCUUGUGCGAAAUUUUGAACAGUCCAGCGCGUCUUGUUCAAAAUGUUGUUAAUUCAAAGUUCAGAAUGCUGUCGCUGUGUACUUGUAAACAGUUCGCAAAGUUUAGAGGUUUUGACAUGGAAAUAGAGUCGUCCGUCCCGAUGCAAAUUACUGAAUAA
This is a messenger RNA of Nymphalis io (European peacock), 1182 nucleotides long. Its product is annotated as alpha-(1,3)-fucosyltransferase C-like. The record is from RefSeq and is a predicted model, not a curated record. Lineage: Eukaryota; Metazoa; Arthropoda; Insecta; Lepidoptera; Nymphalidae. Gene Ontology annotation, molecular function: alpha-(1->3)-fucosyltransferase activity. Gene Ontology annotation, cellular component: membrane. The coding region runs from base 1 to 1182 and encodes 393 amino acids. The transcript has 4 exons.